Molecule: messenger RNA, 5978 nt
Organism: Struthio camelus australis
Lineage: Eukaryota; Metazoa; Chordata; Aves; Struthioniformes; Struthionidae
Source: RefSeq, a predicted model, not a curated record
CCCUAGCAGCGUGCCUGUCGCUCCGGCUGUCCCCCUGGCUCCGCACCUUGUGUGCAGCGUGAGAAACACGGGGCAGGUGACUCUUCCGACGCGCUGAAAAUACGUUUCCCUGGAAAGAGUCUGGAUCAGUUUAUUCUUUGUCAGGGCUGCCUACCUUUUACGCUGGCUGUGUCUUAAACCAUCGGGCACUUGGAAUCAAUUAUAUCCUUGCGAUUUAGGCCGAAACUUGUGGGGAAAAGCAUGCGAUAGCAAUCCUGACUGGUUCUCUGUCGUGGACGGUCCAUACUUAGGUUUAUUCCUCUCUCCGCCUGAAUAAGCGUUUCGACUGGGGCCUGUCUCUUCCAAGAUGUUUUUGACUUCAGCUGGGGAUUUGGGUGCUUACCAGAUUUGAAAUAAGACACAGACUAUUUUUUUUUUUUGCUUCUUACAAAUACAUGCUUGUAUGUGGAGUUUUCAAAAUGACACUAGAAAUUAUAAGAGCAAAAUUAAUUAUAUGAUGAGAACUGAAAAACAGGCUAGUUUGCUCUGCUCAUAAGAGUGUUUUUUCAAAUAAGUUAUUUAUUGUUAAAAUCUCGAAAACACUUUUGUCAGUAUUCUAGUUUUUCAACUCACUUGGAAAGACACAAUUAUUUAGAAUUUUCUAAGCUGUGCAGCAUGUUGGCAUUGCUCUAGUGUAAUUUUUUUUUUUCAAAAAUUUCAUGAAAAUUUUUCAGUUAAUGUCUAAACCUUGUCCCUGCUCUUAAAUCUUCACUGUUCAGCUAUAUAAACACUUCUCUUGAUGUAAAUGUGAUUCUGCCCGGGCAAUGCGAGUGCAAUUAAAUAUACAUAUAAGGACACUUGCAGUCUUAGAUCUUAACAAGAACAUAACUUGUAGUAACGUUUCACAUAAAUCACAACAGCCUUAUAAAACUUCUGAGAAAUUAAUAGCGCUGCUAAACUUGCAAUUUUCAUUUUUAUUAAUAUUUGAUUUUUUUAACAAUUCACAUAAUAGUAUGUUCUUUUGAAUUACAUUUAUAAUUAGUUUCAGAAAGCUAAAUGAAAUAUUGCUGAGCCUAAAAAAGCUGGUGAAGACUAAAGGAUGGUUUUGUGAACUUUCUUCUGGAGCAUGUGUGGCAAAUUGGCGGGGGAAAGGAAGGAAGGUUGUAUUUUGUAGCCCCACCCUACGUUUUAUUUGUGAUGUACAUUAUCUGAAUAAGUAGUGAACAAAUCUGUGAAAUAAGAAUCAAAAAUAUUAUUUUAAUAGUAUGUUGUCAUGAUGUCUUUUAUUGCCUCUCCAGCUUGUGAUGUCAGGAGAUUUGGCUGCAAAAACAGAGAGUUCAGCACCAGAACAGAGAGUUCUGGUUCAAUAAUCAGAUAUAAAUAUUAAACAAUGUCCCAAAAUGCUUUCUGCUGUCCCUGAAGAUGUCUGUGGCAUCUCAGUAAGGAUCAGGAAUGAAGCUAUAGCACCACGAUACAAGUGUUGUCUGAGCCAUGUGCAACUUGCUCGUGGGUGUUCCCUAAAGGCCUGGCAUUUGGGUGGUGUUUAAAUUGUCUUUGCAUAAAUCUAUUUCCAGCCGCUGUGUUUGUGUGUUAUAAUAAGGCUGUAACCUGUUUCGUUAUGCUUUCGAUCUUGUAAAAAACAUCCUGUGCUGCUUUUGUUUUUGUGUUUGCUAAGGACAGGAAUAAGUCAUCACGAUGCCAGCAUUACCACUGGAUGAACUCCAGCUUACAGAAAAGGAUCCAAAGACAGGGAAGCUGAGGACUUUACCAGCACUGCACCCAGAAAUAAAAGCAGAUCGGUCUUUUGUGCUAUACAGACCGCCACCUGUUGUCAGAGACCCUGCCUUAGUGGAAGAAUUCUUGGAGCGAGCAAAAUUCAUUGCAGAUGAUCUGGACUGGCUUCUGGCUUUGCCUCAUGACAAAUUUUGGUGCCAGGUAAUAUUUGAUGACACACUUCAGAAAUGUCUGGAUUCCUAUCUGUGCUAUGCCCCUCGCAAGUUUGAUGCAUUGCUGGAUUCCCAUCCAGAAGUGAAUGACUUGCAGAAACGUCUUCAUCGGAGUGUCUUUCUAACCUUCCUCAGAAUGUCCACUCACAAGGAAUCCAAGGAUCAUUUUAUCACUCCCUCUGUCUUUGGAGAAAUAAUUUACAACAACUUCCUGUUUGACAUCCCUAAGAUUCUGGAUCUCUGUGUGCUUUUCGGAAAAGGAAAUGGUCCCCUGCUCCAGAAGAUGAUUGAAAAUAUCUUCACUCAGCAACCAAGUUACUUCAGUGACCUAGAUGAAACUCUGCCCACUGUCCUCCAGGUAUUCAACAAUAUCUUGCACAAGUGUGGCUUGCAGUGUGAAGGAGCCUCUGCUGAGCCCCAGAAACUGGAAGAAAGAGUAAAUGUGACUCCUGGGAACAUGCCUCUCCAGGAGCUGAAGGAUAUUGUGCUGUACUUAUGUGACACUUGCACAACACUCUGGGCGUUUCUUGAUGUCUUCCCAUUGGCUUGCCAGACCUUCCAAAAACAUGACUUUUGCUACAGAUUAGCUUCGUUUUAUGAAUUGGCAAUUCCUGAGCUGGAAUCUGCAAUUAAGAAGAGGCAUUAUGAGGAUAACAGUGGUUUUGCUGAUUUGUGGAGGAGAAUUUCCCAUUCCAGGAAGAAGGUGAUGGAAGCUUUUCACAUCAUUGUAAACCAAAUCUGUCUGCAGCCCAUCUUAGAAAGCAGCCACGAGAAUAUUCAGCCUUUUAUUGAGGAAUUUCUACAGAUCUUCACUUCAGUGCUUCAGGAAAGGAGAUUUCUCCGUGACUAUGAUGAGCUGUUUCCUGUUGAAGAUGAUGUCAGUCUACUUCAGCAAGCAUCCUCCACAUUAGAUGAGACCAGGACAGCCUAUAUCCUCCAAGCAGUGGAAAGUGCAUGGGAAGGGGAAGACAGGAAAAAAACACAAGUUGUUAAAGACCCAACACCACCAGCAGCAUCUAAUGCAGCAUCAGCAAUUGCGGAGAGCAAUUCUGAGGACCUGGAAGAGCUUGGGGCUGCGUAUGCAUCAGAGGAUGAGUGUGCUGGUGCAGCUGCUGCGCCCGCUGCCAAGGUGUCAGGAGUGGAGCUGGACUCUCUGAUCUCUCAAGUGAAAGACCUGCUACCAGACCUUGGUGAGGGCUUCAUCCUGGCCUGCCUGGAAGAGUACAGUUACAAUGCAGAGCAAGUGAUCAACAACAUCCUGGAAGAUAAGCUGGUGCCAUCGUUGGAUAAGCUGGAGCGAACGAUGCCAAGACAGCUAAAGCCAGACCCUACUCCUCUAGUGACUUCUCGCUAUAAUGUUUUCCAGAAUGAUGAGUUUGAUGUUUUCAGUAGGGACUCAGUGGAUGUGUCUCGGAUACAAAAAGGCAAGCGAAGGGAGAAAGACACAACCAGGAGUUUGCUGAAUGACAAACGCCUGAUUGCUGAGCAGAAGGAGCGUUACAGCCAGUACAGCGUGGUGGUGGAGGAGGUUCCUGUACAGCAAGGAGAAGCUCAGCUCUACAAGGAGGACUAUGAGGACGAGUAUGAUGACACUUACGAUGGAAACCAAGUAGGGGCAAAUGAUGCUGACUCAGAUGACGAGCUGAUCAGUAGGAGGCCAUUCACCACUCCUCAAGUUCUGAGACCAAAAGGACAGGAGGACGGACAAGAGGAGGAGGAGGAAGAUGAAGAAGAGGAAGAGGAAGCUGAAAAGGAAAGAGCUAAGCAGGACCAUUUUGUGCAGGACCCAGCCAUAUUGAGGGAGAGAGCCGAAGCCAGACGGCUGUCUUAUCUUGCAAGGAAGGGGCACAAGCACGACAGCUCUGCCGUUGUUGGAAAUGUGAAGGGACAUGGGCAGAACCGGGAAACAGUGCAGGAACGAAGGAAGAAGGAAGCAAACAAAAGCACAAGAGCUAAUCAUAAUCGACGAGUCAUGGCAGACAGAAAGCGGAAUAAAGGCAUGAUUCCUUCCUGAAAGACUCUUACCCCAGGUGUUGCAUCAUCCCCUGUUCUCGGCUUACGGGACAGUUGUGCUGUGUUCCCUUGGCCCUCUCUUAGCUCGGGGGAAUGGAUGUUGUGGUUCAAUGCCUGGCACUUCAUCUUGAUGUGGAAUUGCACGUCCCAUGGGAGGGUUGCCUAUUCGUGAAAGGGAACUGCCCACCAGGCAGACUGGCUGCUGUUCAGUUUAUAGAGAGAAGCAUAUAGGACAGGCCACACCUCAGAUGUGUUCGGCUGCACCAGCCGUACAUUUCCUUUUGUACUAUUUAUAAUUCUGAGAACUUUAUUUUCAUACUGGCUCCUCGUGCCCUCGCUGCAACUAAAAGGGGGCUUCCAGGCCACGCAGCUGACAGCUCUGAGAGCAACCAUGUGAGCUGCAGCUAGGCUUCCCUGGAACAGCCCUUACAGCUGUCUGCUCCGCUGAAAUGCCUUAUCCUGCAGUAAAACUUGAAGGUUGAUAGGAAAACACUCGGGCUAUUCCAGUUGCUGACAGACACGUGAGAGUUCAGGUAAACAAGAAUCUAUCAUAAACUUCUGUCCCUCAAGUGAGGUGUGUGAAAACAGAACAUGCAAAUAAAUGAUUUAAAUCUUUUAGUUGGCGUUUUAGGCUCUUACAAACUGUAACUUUAAGCCAGAGGAACCUUAACCAGCCCUUUAACGUGCUGUGUAUCUGCAAGCAGUGAAAUUCACUUGCUAUUUUGCGUUGGUUUAGUGAAAUGAGAUUUAGCCACAGCCACUGAGACUAAAGAUGCCUGAAAAUCAGGAUCAAGGUGUCCUAAGCAGGAUGACAGUAGUACGGAAAUCAGGGUUGAAGGCAGCAGGGUCGGAGUCCCUGGGGAGCUGCCUCCUCAAUAACUAUUUGUCACACUCUGUGAAGCAGAACUGCCCCCAUCAUCAUGUUUGCUGUUAGGAAGGCUGGGAGCUAAUAGUAAACAACAGUUUGUAGCUGCUGAAGAGACUUCUCUUGAGGACCAUUUUUGUUAAAGUCACUCCCUGCAUACUGAGAUGCAAAUUAUUGGGUUUACUUUGUAACCCAUUUGUAAGGUGCUCAAAAGCCGUGGCAAUGGCUGCUACCCUGUGCCUAGACAAGCUUGGAAUACCUGCCAGUAGCAGGUGGCAAAACUGUUCACUUCACUCUUGACAAAGAGUAUCAGCAUGUUUUUAGAGCGCUGUUCUCAUCAUGGAGACUAAGGUAAACAGGCUCCGCUUGGCCAUCUCCCCUCCCCCAGCGUGUUUUUCUAGUACUGCUGUACAGAGUAGAGCAGACAAGGCUGCACGUGGUUGUCAUCCACAUGCUGAAUAAAUUAGCACUAGAUUUUGUAGUGUUAGAGCUGUUGUUCUGGGGUUAAUCUAGUGCUGUCUUCCCCUUUUUAAAUGCUGCAGAAGGAGAGCUUUUGUAAUAAGCUCUGUGUGCACGUACCUUGCUGCCUAGUUUUACGCAGAGGGCGGGGACUACAUGGCUAUAUGAUUAGUACUGCUGCCAAACACGAUUGUGCUGGAGCUGUUUUCAAAAAGUGGGGAAAUGGCUGUCACCGUUAUGCAAAUGAGACGAAGUCCUAAAUGCCGUGAGGAGAAGGUUUUUCUUUGCUGGUUUUCAGUACUGUCCAAACCCCCUAUGACAAGGCAUAGGAAAAAGGGAAUUGCGUUUACCACUUCCCAAACUCCACUGUCAAGGGAAAUUACUCGCCAAGGUAACUAACUCCCUAUUCUUUUAUAGCUGCUGUUCUCUGAACUAAUGGCUUCCUUUACUCUCUGCCAGCCUGCUACAAUGCUGUCUCCUCCUUCCUAAUACUGUAUUCAUCUUUAGUUCUUGCUUCUAAAAAGCUGUAAAUCUCUAUCACCUGCUCAGCAUAGCGUGAAGCUAUCAGCACUGCAGGCAGAACUCAUAGUGGUAGAGCAGGCAGUCUUAUAUGGUAUGAGAUUAUCCCAAAGAAGUUUAAACCUUUCUUCCCAAGUGUCUCUAUAAAAGCACAGCUGGGACUGUGAAGGCUGCAGUUGUGUUUUGCUCAAAAACAA